Molecule: messenger RNA, 972 nt
Organism: Rosa chinensis
Lineage: Eukaryota; Viridiplantae; Streptophyta; Magnoliopsida; Rosales; Rosaceae
Exons: 4
Coding region: 49-441 (130 amino acids)
Source: RefSeq, a predicted model, not a curated record
UCGAUAACCUUUGUCUCUUUUUUUGGGGAAUAUCUCUAGCAGUCUAAGAUGGAGAUCGAACUGGAGACGGAAACCGGCCGUCAAAGUUCGAAACGGAGAAGGAGUUGUGUUAUAGAUGGAUUGAACUCAAUGUCUAGAUUCUGCACUGGAUUUUCUGCGUUUGAGAUUGGAUUUCCUGCUACGGGUUCGGAGCGAUUCUUCGAGCAAUUGGCGCGUACUUCCAUAACUUGUCUCUACAACCAAAGUCUCAGAAAGAUAAGCUCGUUUGCACAGCAUCUAAAGGCAUCGUUGUGUCUCUACCGCCAAGCCUUGCUGCCAUCUUUCAGAAGUAAGCACCACAAAGAAAUAGUGGCCUACAGUUCUGCUUUCCUGGCUUUGUAUGGCUUGUUUUCUUGGAAGUGGUGGUGCAAGGCUUCUGCUAUGGUGGAAGAAGGAACAUGAGGCAGAAUGGGAAGCUUUUUUGUGUGAUGGGUUUUGCUGAGGAAUGAAUGCGGCGUCUUGUAUAGGUUUUUAGCAUUGGAACUCGACCGUUCAUGAACGACCCUAUGUUCCAAUGCUGGAAACUGCAGCAGUCAAGUGUGUUAAGACUUCGGCUGUUCAUGAACGACCAUAUAUGUCUUAACGCAGGAGUAGAUCACCAUGAAGGUCCAUGUAUUUCUCGGUGGCUUGAGAGAGCUUCAACAAAAGAAGGAAGGUUGUUCAUGAACAACAUAUCUUUUGUUGACAACAAGCUUUCUGGACGAUAUAUUUCCCUGCCAAAGAAGACGAGAAUAGUGUGGGUGUGUUAUAUACCUGAGCUUCGUCUUUGGAGCUUGAAUUGUUGAUGGACCUGCUUCGGUUUUGGCAGAGCUUUAGCCUUUGCUUGCUGAUUUCUUUUCUCUAUUCUCUCUGUGUAUUUCUCUUCAGCGUGGCCACUUUUAUAUAAUAGUGGUUGGAGAGCUGAUGCCUUGUAUUUGAAUUUGGAUAACAACU